Molecule: messenger RNA, 381 nt
Organism: Marasmius oreades (fairy-ring Marasmius)
Lineage: Eukaryota; Fungi; Basidiomycota; Agaricomycetes; Agaricales; Marasmiaceae
Exons: 2
Coding region: 1-381 (126 amino acids)
Source: RefSeq, a predicted model, not a curated record
AUGGGCUUGGCGUCAUGCGUAUCUCCGUUAUACAUCCAAGAACUUUCGCCCACACGUCUACAGGGUCGUAUGGUCGUAUCCAACCCAUACGCGAUGGUCGUAUCCAACCCAUACGCGAUGGUCGUAUCCAACCCAUACGCGAUGGUCGGCUUGGGUGCGGUACCAGCAGCGAUCCAGGUUGUGUUUCUGUUUGUGAGAGUCCUCGUGUACUUGUUGGAAGAAAGGACGGAGGAGGUCGAUUUGAAGGUAAAUGACAAUGCCUUCUACAUCAGUAUCCUAUCUCUCACCUUUUCUUUCCCCAGGUCAGAGGCUUCUAAGCUUCGGUCCAACGAAGCAUCGACAUCACCACCAACACCACCUUCCUCCAAUGUCUCCACUUGA